AUGCAUUGUGAGAGGUUUCUCUGCAUCCUGAGAAUAAUUGGAACCACACUUUUUGGAGUCUCCCUCCUCCUUGGAAUCACAGCUGCUUACAUUGUUGGCUACCAGUUUAUCCAAACAGAUAAUUACUAUUUCUCUUUUGGACUGUAUGGUGCCUUUUUAGCAUCACACCUCAUCAUCCAAAGUCUGUUUGCCUUUUUGGAGCACCGAAAAAUGAAAAAAUCCUUAGAAACGCCCAUUAAAUUGAACAAAACCGUCGCUCUUUGCAUCGCCGCGUAUCAAGAAGAUCCAGACUACUUACGGAAAUGUUUGCAAUCUGUGAAAAGGCUAACCUACCCCGGGAUUAAAGUUGUCAUGGUCAUAGAUGGGAACUCAGAAGAUGACCUUUACAUGAUGGACAUCUUUAGUGAAGUCAUGGGCAGGGACAAAUCAGCCACUUAUAUCUGGAAGAACAACUUCCACGAGAAAGGUCCUGGUGAGACGGAUGAGUCACAUAAGGAAAGCUCGCAGCAUGUCACCCAGUUGGUCUUGUCCAACAAGAGUAUUUGCAUCAUGCAAAAAUGGGGUGGAAAAAGAGAAGUCAUGUACACGGCCUUCAGAGCACUGGGACGAAGUGUGGAUUAUGUACAGGUUUGUGAUUCAGACACCAUGCUUGACCCUGCGUCAUCUGUGGAAAUGGUAAAAGUUUUAGAAGAAGACCCUAUGGUCGGAGGUGUCGGGGGAGAUGUCCAGAUUUUAAACAAGUAUGAUUCCUGGAUCUCCUUCCUCAGCAGUGUGAGAUACUGGAUGGCUUUUAACAUAGAAAGAGCCUGCCAGUCUUAUUUUGGGUGUGUCCAGUGCAUCAGUGGGCCUCUGGGAAUGUACAGAAACUCCUUGCUGCAUGAAUUUGUGGAAGACUGGUACAAUCAGGAAUUUAUGGGCAGCCAAUGUAGUUUUGGUGAUGAUCGGCAUCUAACGAACAGAGUGCUGAGUCUGGGCUAUGCAACAAAAUACACAGCUCGAUCCAAGUGCCUUACGGAGACACCUAUAGAAUAUCUGAGAUGGUUAAACCAGCAGACCCGUUGGAGUAAGUCCUACUUCCGAGAGUGGCUGUACAAUGCGAUGUGGUUUCAUAAACAUCACUUGUGGAUGACCUAUGAGGCAGUUAUCACUGGAUUCUUCCCUUUCUUCCUCAUUGCCACAGUAAUCCAGCUCUUCUACAGGGGAAAAAUUUGGAACAUCCUCCUCUUCUUGUUAACUGUCCAGUUAGUAGGUCUCAUAAAGUCAUCCUUUGCCAGCUGCCUUAGAGGAAAUAUUGUCAUGGUCUUCAUGUCCCUCUACUCAGUGUUAUACAUGUCAAGUUUACUUCCCGCCAAAAUGUUUGCAAUUGCCACGAUAAACAAAGCUGGGUGGGGCACAUCUGGAAGGAAAACCAUUGUUGUUAAUUUCAUAGGACUCAUUCCAGUAUCAGUUUGGUUUACAAUCCUCCUGGGUGGUGUGAUUUUCACCAUUUAUAAGGAAUCUAAGAAGCCAUUCUCAGAAUCCAAACAGACCGUUCUAAUUGUUGGAACGUUGCUCUAUGCAUGCUAUUGGGUCAUGCUUUUGACGCUGUAUGUGGUUCUCAUCAAUAAAUGUGGCAGGAGGAAGAAGGGACAACAGUAUGACAUGGUGCUUGAUGUAUGAUCUCACGUUGUUUGACGUUUGCAGUCACACACGCAGACACACACAAAACCUUAGUUCCUCUUGUGGCAUCAGAUAGUGCCACCAAAGGAGACAUAUCACUGCUGCUGGGACUUGAACAAAGACAUUUCUAUGGGUUUAUUUUGAUUCUGCCAAAGUAAAACAAGACAUCAAUGAGAAGAAACUCAGAGUUUAACCUGUUAUUUCUAUGAAAAUGGGAAACAUUCUUUGUUUAUGCACU
This is a messenger RNA of Lynx canadensis (Canada lynx), 1897 nucleotides long. It is a transcript of the gene HAS2, whose product is annotated as hyaluronan synthase 2. NCBI's taxonomy places the organism in Eukaryota, Metazoa, Chordata, Mammalia, Carnivora, Felidae. The record is from RefSeq and is a predicted model, not a curated record. The transcript has 3 exons. Bases 1 to 1659 code for a protein of 552 amino acids. Gene Ontology annotation, biological process: extracellular matrix assembly; hyaluronan biosynthetic process. Gene Ontology annotation, molecular function: hyaluronan synthase activity.